AUGUCUAAAGCAAAAUUCCUAAAGUCGAUGAUUAUUUCAUUUUGGAAGCAGGAUCUUUACAGUGGAGAUUGGGUUCUCAGAUUUGGAGCUCAUGAAAAGGUUUUAGGGUUUUGGCCUGCAGAAAUAUUCAACGGAUUAGCAGAUUCUGCGAGCAAUGUGGAAUGGGGAGGAGAAGUUUACAGUCCUCCAGGUACUACCAUCCCGCCAAUGGGGUCUGGUUGUCGGCCUGUUGGAGACACACAAUUAGAUGGUUAUGCUAGUUCAAUCAGGACUGUAGAUGAAAAUAGUAACGUUGAUUAUAAUCCCACAGAUUGUGAAAUUUAUCUAGAUGAUAGAGUACACUAUGGAGCUAUUGAUAAAGGAGAUGUUGGGGGUACUUUGCAACGCCUUUUCGAGUUUGGCGUCCGAUCGAUUUCCGCCGAUCGACGCCGCCUCCUGCCCUUCGUCUUCUCCAGCAGUCCGGCCACCGGGGAGCUCGUGAAUAAGUCAAUAAGAGUCACGAGAACGCCGCCGCCGCCGCCUGUGCUCGACCUCCCCUGCCUCUGGCGACCGGCGAGAAGGGCAGAGGACGAGCCUGCCGCCGUGCCGUGCCGAGCCUCCCUCUUCGCCACGAAGUGCGCCCAAGCCUCCCUCUCCGCAGCGCCGAGCCUCCCCCCUCCGCCGCGCCAAGCCUGCCGCCGGUUGGACUUUGGAAAUCAGGUAAGGAGAUUGGAAAUCCAUGUUGGCCAAAACUUGCCUAGCAAAGCAAGCAGACAACUUGAGCAUUUGAAUAAACCUGCAAACAUCACUAUUCAGACAACAUAUGGAGACACAUAUGAUUGUGUGGAUUUCUAUAAGCAACCUGCAUUUGAUCAUCCUUCGUUGAAGAAUCAUAAUUAUAGUUUUCAGAUGAACUAUUCACACUUGGAUUUGGAAGUAAGAGCAACAAAUAAUUCAUCAGGUUCAUUUAGUAGCAAACUAUUGAAUAUAUGGUCAAAUGGAAAAGGAUGUCCAAUUGGAACGGUACCCAUCAAAAGAACUACGGGACAUGAUUUGGUGAAAAUGAAAUCUGUUGAUGAAGCUGCAUCAUCCAUUCUCAAUCCGGGUGUUCAUGUUGCGAUACUUAGAUCUACUGGGGAUAAAAAAUACUAUGGAGGCGGGAUGCACACCACUGUAUAUAAACCUGUUGUUCACGAUCGCCAAUAUAGCUCUAGCCGUGUGAAAUUCCAGAAUGGUCCUGAUAGCAUUGCAGCGGGAUGGGUAGUAAAUCCAAGUUUAUACCAUGAUGGAGAAGCUCGACUUUUCAUAUACACAAUUACGAAGGAUUCGAGCUGCUACAACGUCUACUGUCCUGGGUUUGUGAUUGUGAGUCAUGAUAUACCAAUCGAUACCAUCUUUCAGCCUGUUUCCCAACGAGGUGGAGCGAUAUUCUUACAAAGAUUCUUCAUACACAAGGAUGUCGUAACUGGAGACUGGGUUCUCGUGGUCGGUUUUGAGAAUAAGGUGGUCGGAUUUUGGCCGAAAACUAUAUUCACGGGACUGUAUGACUUUGCCAACUAUGCGGAAUGGGGAGGAGAAGUUUACAGUCCUUACGGUGUCGACCCGCCGCCGAUGGGAUCGGGCUGUCGUCCUGUUGGAGAUGUCAAGUUAGAUGGUUAUGCUAAGCAGAUCACGGUUAUCGAUGAAGACGGCAAGGUUGAUUACGAUCCUUCGGAUUGCGAGGCCUAUUCAGAUGAUAUGUACACUGUGAUUAAUCAGGAAAAUGUAGGGGGUGAUUUACAGUACCUGGUUGAAUUCGGCGGUAAUCAUUGUCUUGCAGAGUGUAAAGCAAAUUAA
Molecule: messenger RNA, 1815 nt
Organism: Linum trigynum
Lineage: Eukaryota; Viridiplantae; Streptophyta; Magnoliopsida; Malpighiales; Linaceae
Source: the annotation of a GenBank genome assembly